UGCAGAUUCUCCAAACAGGAGCACAGACCGAUGGAGGCUCACAUGGACCGAGGAGCCUCGGGAAGACGGAGCAGAGGGGAUUUUUGGUUUUAUUUGAUAGCUCACCAUAGUUGUGGCAAUGUGACUGAUUGAUCCAUUAGAUGAACAGUAAAGAUUAAGGAGAUGACAAAUAAGCGUGCUGCUUACACUGCAACGCUUGGGGAUAAUCCUCCCCUUUCCACCCCCCGGACUCUCUUUUGAGGAGCUGCCACUGAUGAGCACCCUCAGACACCGUCUGACCCUGACUGUCAGAGGGACGGCACACAACCUGUACAUGUGCAACAAGUGUCAGCUCCCACUCAUGGCAGGACCUCAGUCCAUCUGCAUCUCCAAACCAGAGGCUGCAGCAGCGCAGUAGGAACUCCACCGCUGUCAACGCACACUUUUGAUUUUAAAACGUGGUUUCUUCAGCAACAGGAACUUUUUGUUUUUCACCUUUUUCUUCUGCUCCUCCUGGAUAACACAAGUGGUCCUUUGGUGUUGGAACUGAAAUGAUGGAGGAUCACCUUUCAAAGAUUCCCAUGAUGCCUUGCUCUUCCCCAAGUGAGUUGUCUGGCGGUGGAACUGAUGACAGAAGAGGUAAGACGUCCACAUCUUUGACAGCCAAGAGUCCAGCCCCGGGCAAAGCUCUGAGUCCGGCUCUGGUCUGUAAAGUGUGUGGAGACACCAGCAGUGGAAAACACUACGGAAUCUACGCCUGCAACGGCUGCAGUGGCUUCUUCAAACGCAGCGUGAGGAGGAGGCUCAUCUACAGAUGUCAGGCUGGAACAGGCCUGUGUCCAGUGGACAAAGCUCACCGCAACCAGUGCCAGGCAUGUCGGCUAAAGAAGUGUCUGCAGGCGGGCAUGAAUAAAGAUGCCGUGCAGAACGAACGGCAGCCUCGCAGCACCGCUCAGGUCCAUCUGGACUCCAUUGACGUGGACCCAGAGAAAGAGCACCUGGCCACCACCAGGGAGCCCUCCUCCUCCUCUUCUUCUUCCUCCUCCUCGUCCUCCUCCAGUGUCAUCACGUGGCCCCACAUCACAUCCUCCAUGUCCAUCACCUCCUCCGUGGCCCCCCAGCGCUGCAUCAGUCCCCAGAACAACCACCGUUUCAUGGCCAGCCUCAUGACGGCUGAAACCUGCGCCAAGCUGGAGCCUGAGGACGUCGAUGAAAAUGUUGAUGUCACCAGCAACGAGCCAGAGAGAUCGUCCUCAGAGUAUCACAUGGCUCUGUAUCCGUCCAGCUCUGAGAACGUGUACGAGACUUCAGCCAGGCUGCUCUUCGUCUCCGUGAAAUGGGCCAAGAACCUGCCGGUGUUUUCUAACCUGCCCUUCAGAGAUCAGGUGAUUCUGCUGGAGGAGGCCUGGAGCGAGCUCUUCCUGCUCUGCGCCAUCCAGUGGUCACUGCCACUGGACAGCUGCCCGCUGCUCUCCCUGCAGGACCUUUGUCCCGGCAUGCAGGGGAAGAGCAGCUACACCAGUCUGGACCUGCGCCUCCUGCAGGAGGUCUUCAGUCGCUUCAAAGCCCUCGCUGUCGAUCCCACUGAGUUUGCCUGCCUAAAAGCCAUCGUACUUUUUAAACCAGAGACCAGAGGGUUAAAAGAUCCAGAACAAGUAGAGAACCUUCAGGAUCAGUCUCAGGUGAUGCUGGGACAACACAUCCGCUCACACUACCCCAGUCAGCCCGCCAGGUUUGGAAAGCUGCUUCUCCUUCUUCCCUCUCUGCGCUUUGUGACAUCUGAGCGGAUAGAGCUGCUGUUCUUUCACAGAACUAUUGGAAACACUCCCAUGGAGAAACUGCUCUGUGAUAUGUUUAAAAACUAAAAGACUGGCCCCACUAUAUUUACACACAUGACAAUUAUCUUUGUGAGUUCGAAUCCAUAUCAAACAUGUGUGCAGUUCUUUUUUUCUAAUUGAGAGCCACUUUAUUUGUUGUUUCACUGGUCACCACACUCUCUGUCUUGGUAGUGCAUUCAGACUUUUUCGUUUUUGUCUCAUGUCUUUUACAACAGUGUUGAUUUCUUUGUGCGUCAGUUGAUGGUAGACAUACUGUCUGUGUACCACUGCUGACCAACGUGUAUCAUAUUCAUGGUGUCAUUUCUUAAUUAAGUCUGAAUUGUUUUAGUAUUUUCCAUGUCAGGCACGUAGAACAGACAUGAUGAUCAGACAGACGGCUUCACAUUCAUCACCAUACAUGUCACAUUAGGCUCAGAUGACUUCAGUGACCUUUAAAAUGAAAUAAAACAAAAUACAUGGUUUGACAUUGUAUUCUUUCACAAUUCUUUCUCAGAAAUGAAAAUAUUUAAAAAUAAUUGUUUUUAAAGUAUUACUAUUCAAGGGUGUGAAACAGUGACUUUUGUUUUAUUGUACACAGCAUUUUUCCUAAUUAAUUUAACAUUCAGUCUCAUGUUAUUAUAUUUAAAGGAAAAGUCUCUAAUGCUUAAA
Messenger RNA from Cynoglossus semilaevis (tongue sole), 2465 nucleotides. It is a transcript of the gene nr2e3, whose product is annotated as nuclear receptor subfamily 2, group E, member 3. Bases 531 to 1844 code for a protein of 437 amino acids. Lineage: Eukaryota; Metazoa; Chordata; Actinopteri; Pleuronectiformes; Cynoglossidae. The record is from RefSeq and is a predicted model, not a curated record. The transcript is spliced from 8 exons. Gene Ontology annotation, molecular function: sequence-specific DNA binding; DNA-binding transcription factor activity; zinc ion binding. Gene Ontology annotation, biological process: regulation of DNA-templated transcription.